Mugil cephalus (flathead mullet) is the source of this 1441-nucleotide messenger RNA. It is a transcript of the gene mrps27, whose product is annotated as mitochondrial ribosomal protein S27. Gene Ontology annotation, cellular component: mitochondrion. Gene Ontology annotation, molecular function: protein binding. The record is from RefSeq and is a predicted model, not a curated record. The transcript is spliced from 11 exons. The coding region runs from base 33 to 1274 and encodes 413 amino acids. NCBI's taxonomy places the organism in Eukaryota, Metazoa, Chordata, Actinopteri, Mugiliformes, Mugilidae.
CCCGCCCCGGCUGAGACUUGGUAUCGUCCAAGAUGGCAGCCUCCGUGUUGAAACGAUGUGUAACUGCAGCCCUCAAAGUUAAAGGUUUAUCUCCGUCUCUUUCAGCCAGAAGAUGGUUGCUCUCUGCGGCUUACACAGACACCAAAGUGUGGGAGGCAAGGGAGACAGAUCCGCAAAACCUGGCUGUACUGGCCAACACUAUGGACAUAACGUACGAGAGGAAUUUACCAGUUAGCUCUCUGACUGUGUCCCGGUUCGUUGACAACAUAACAUCCAAAGAGGAGGUUGAGCAAGCAGAGUAUUACCUUUACAAGUUUCGCCACAGUCCAAAUUGCUGGUACUUGCGAGACUGGACCAUUCACAGCUGGAUCAGGCAGUGUGUGAAAUACGAGGCCAGAGAUAAGGCCCUCCACACACUGAAAAACAAGGUCCAGUAUGGAAUAUUUCCAGACAACUUCACCUUCAACCUGCUCAUAGAUUCCUAUAUUAAAGAUGGAGACUUUAAGAGUGCGUGCUCUGUGGUUGAAGAGGUGAUGCUUCAGGAAGCCUUCGACCUUCCCUCCACUCAGAUCCUGUCUCUGUACACUCUAGGAAAUUACCUAGCAACCAAACCGCAGCUCACUGUGUCCGAGGAGCGGGCUUUGGGGGCUUCGCUGCUCAUCUGCGGACUGACACAGGAUAGCACCAUUGGCCACAGCGCUCAGCUCCUUGGCAAUGCUCUCCUCGGCAAGGUGGAGAAUUUAAAGGGCAUAAAUGCCGUGUUUAAAGGGAUGCCUCUGUUCUGGGAUCGAGGAUAUCUGGGCCAAGCUUUGGCCGUCAUGGAGAAGGUGGCUCUUGCUUCUGGUGAUGUCAAGCUGUCCAAAGACACACUGGACCACGUGAACAACCUGCUGCAGGAACUGUCCUCGACCUCCGACACAGACUCUUCUGGAGAGGAGUCAGGAGGCGAGGAGGGCAACAAGGAAGAGGCGCUGGAUGAGGACGACCAGGUCGAACAGGCCAAGCUGCCGCAGUAUGCCAGCAGAUUCAAGGAGCUGAGCAGCCAACUGGAGUCUCAGGGUAAAGUGGAUCCUGCCUCCUUCCAGAGUUUAGUCACCGCUCUGGCCCAGCAGAACCUGGCCGCGGCGGAGAAAGCGGACCUGGAGCAGUACAAGACCAGGGUGCAGGACUGGGAAGCCGAGAGGAGGCAGCUGAUCCAGAGAGAGAAGGAGGUGAGGGAGAAGGCUGAGGAGGAAAAACAAAAGCGAUUAGCUGCUAGGGCUGCAGCUCAGUAGGAUACAUUCGUAGCCUCCGGCGAUGCAAAUAUAUGAAACAUGUCACCAGUUCUUCUUGUAUAUAUCAGUUAUUGUGUGCUUCUGUGAAAAGUGCUGCUCUGUUUUUGUGAGCGGGGCUAAUACAAAUACCCUGUCAAAAUAAAAUUGAUUUCUGUUUGUAUCAGAAA